Messenger RNA from Coregonus sp. 'balchen', 11449 nucleotides. NCBI's taxonomy places the organism in Eukaryota, Metazoa, Chordata, Actinopteri, Salmoniformes, Salmonidae. The record is from the annotation of a GenBank genome assembly.
GAGUCUGGAUUAGGGAAAUCCACGCUCAUCAACUCCCUCUUCCUGACUGACCUGUAUUCCAAGGAUUACCCUGGCCCAUCCCUACGGAUCAAGAAGACUGUGCAGGUAGCCUACACCCCCUCCUCCACAUGUGGAAGUUCAACACAAGCAAAGGCCAAAGAGCACACAGCAAUCAGGCCUAUGCAAACAAACCCAAUAACCACUGGAUGGUCACAGUGGCCAGGCCAGAGUAACACACCCAGAGCACCAGCAGCCAAUGAUAGAGCCCACAGUACAUUGUCCUUAUAUGGCCUUGAUAAACAGAAGAGGGACAGAUGAAGAGGCUCCAUCUGGACGACCAGGAGGUGGUGGGGGGGGGGCUAGUUAAGGGUGUUUGGAGAGGUUUGUGUGGCCUCUGUUUAGGAUGGGGACAAGGAGGGGGAGGAGAAGGGGGGAAUUUAGACUCAGGGCCUCUGGUUCCUCUUGGGGCCUGAAGGGGUCAGUAGGAGGUUAGGAAUGUUCCCAUGAAACAACACCCAGUGGUGACUUUCCCACCAAACACAAGACUCCCAUCUCGGAGGCAUCCUGGGCCUCAGCUUACUGUAAUAACCUCCUGUCUAUGUGAUGUAUAUGCAAAGGCACACAAACACACACACACACACACACACACACACACACACACAUACAUACACACACCAGGGCGGUGCUUGGCUGCUAUAUUUGGGUUUUAUCUCCAUCACACUGAGAGCACUGAUGUGGGAGUUAGUAACCAUGGUGAGUCAUAAUCUCCUGAAUUAGAACCACACUCAUCCAAAGCUGUUUCAAGAAAUGAGCUCGUUCGUGAGCAAAUGUGUGACUUCAUUUUGAAUGUAGACCGAAGUAAGCUGUUUUGCAGAUUUGUUGAGGCCUGAGAUUCCUGGUUGUGUUUCUGGGGUCCCCGUGGUUCCUGCUGAUGUGUUUGAUCCUCCAUUGAAGAGUGCGUCCAAUGUUUAGAAAUGGAGCUGUUGGGGUAGGCCAAAGCCACAGUGUAAAUGUAGAGGGGUAGACUUGGGCCCAGUGAGCUGUGUGCGGCUGUCUGCUGCGGUUGCCGUCGGCUGAGGGGGAGAGACGGGGAAGAGUAUUUAUAUUCCAGAACAAUCUCUUAUGUCUGUCAAUCUGUCUACUCAGAUUUCACUCAAUUGAUGGGUGCACAUUUUGGGGAGUUUUGUUCCUCUGUUUCUCUUUCACUGAAAUGGAUUUAAAAGCAGAUAUGCAGACACACACACACACACACGCUUACAAAAGUAUUUUGAGUGCUUGAUAUAUGCCCUGCUAGAAAAGAAUGUGUAUAUAAACUAAAGUGAUUUGCGAAGGCAAAGAAUGUGUUUUUGAGUGUUUAGAGAGACUGAAAGAGGUCAACCCAAAAUAACUACCCUUGUGAAAGUAUGCAGCAGCCGAACAGAGAGUAGCUGAAACAGACCGCAGCAGGAAGGGAAUGAUGCAUUUGUCUCCUAAACCGUGAAAAAUCUACCAGCACCAUAUCACUGUGUCACAGCUGCCAUUCUGAUCCAGGACUAACAUGAUUAAGCUAUAGAUGAUCCAUAGUGUAUGGGGGAGCUGAGGGAUACAAUGGGAGGUAUGGAGUUAUGUUUUAGAGCCACUGUGUUGCUGUUUUGCAGGUGGAGCAGUCCAAGGUUCUGGUGAAGGAAGGGGGUGUGCAGCUCACUCUCACCAUCGUUGAUACACCAGGGUUUGGAGAUGCAGUGGAUAAUAGUAACUGGUGAGUAGUAGUGAGUAUUGUGAGUGAAUUUGAGCAUGUAUGAAUGAUAUGGUGUAGUUUGUAUGUUGUGUAGGAGUUACAUACGAUAUUCUCUCUGCCUCAAUGAGAGCCUACAUGUAGAGUAACAUUUCUACAUAGAGUAAACAACAUUUUCUUCUUUCUUUCUUUCUUUCUUUCUUUCUUUCUUUCUCUCUCUCUCUCUCUCUCUCUCUCUCUCUCUCUCUCUCUCUCUCUCUCUCUCUCUCUCUCUCUCUCUCUCUCUCUCUCUCUCUCCUCUCUCUCUCUCUCUCUCUCUCUCUCUCUCUCUCUCUCCCUCUCCCUCCUCUGUCCCUUUCAUCAUCCCCCUCUCAGCUGGCAGCCUGUCAUUAACUUCAUUGACAGUAAGUGUGAGGACUUCCUGAAUGCGGAGUCCAGGGUGAACCGACGACUGAUGCCAGACAACAGAGUUCACUGCUGCCUGUACUUUAUCGCCCCCUCUGGCCACGGGUGAGUACUGACAGACCUUGGGGCAACAGUCCCUUUUUGAUCAUGCACCAGUACUACAUUGAUGUCAUAGGAUGUAUAGUAUAUACUCUUUGAUACCUAUAUAUGAAGCCUAUGCUACCCACCUUUCCUUGUCUCAUAAAGAGACUUGUAUGACGUGGAACACAUUUUAAAUUAUAACAAAUGUUGUUAUACAGUAUGUGUACUGUAAUUAUAACAAAUGUUAUUAUACAGUAUGUGUACUGUAAUUAUAACAAAUGUUCUCUAUGCUGCUUCUGAGUUAAGAGUGGCCAUGUAUUUCUAUGUGCAUUAACUCAUUGUUGUAUAAGUCAUGACGUUAUUGCUUCUACAUGCUUUUGAUCAUGUGUAUGUGUGCCUUUGCGUUUAUCGAUUAUCUCUGCUUGCCUAUGUAUGUGAGCCCGAAUGUGAACAUGAGUGUAUGGGUGGAGUGGAGUGGAGGCGUAUGCGUGAGUUCACAUAUGUGAGUGGGAAGCGAGGCAGAGAGAGAUGUAGGCUGCCAAUGUUGUGACCCACAAGGUUGCAUAACACCCACUAGACAGAGGAUGAGAUGGAAGCGCUCUCACCAUCACAUCACUGAGCCAGCCAAUCAGGAGGAGGCAGCUUGCUGGCUGAGGAGCCCUGAGCUCAGAAUCCCUGGGAAUGGGAUGCUUUAUUUUCAGCCUAGAAAAACGCCUCAAUAGAUAGCCUCAAUAGCAAAUCAGCUAGGCCCACUUUUUGUGUUAGGAUCUAUCCAAUCCUACACAUUUUAACCAAUCAAAUGAUUGCUGUAAUUACAUGUAGCCAUAUAAGGAGGAGUACGGACACUGACGUGGUUGUCAUUAUAUAAGAUCAGGAAAAUGUCCAUUGUUAGACCGACACAAGGUAAUGCAUUAAGAGAUCAGAGAUCAUGUCAGUCCUUGCCUCUGACCCCGGCUCCUGAUAAUGUGGAGACAAAUUCAGAACAUGACCUUCCUCCUCUGCCAGGUCUGUCUCUGUCUCUUUACCCACACUUCAUAUGCCCCCUUUUCUCCGGUGACCUGUAACAGCGGGUCUGUUGCUCUGUAUCUCUACAUUCCUAGAAUACACAGCCUUCCCUACCACCCCCCAUCAUCCUUACUGCUUUGCCCCCUCCAGCCCUCCCCUCCAGUUCCUGGACAGAACUCACUCUCUCAGGCCACAGAGAAGAAGAGCCCCUUUGUCCACCUACUCCCUCACCAGCCAGAGUGGGAACAUCACAGAGAAUGACAAAGAGAAUCCCUCAUGAUCCCACCAUGACAUAAUUAUUAGUGGUCGCUGACUGUAAAAAACAAAGACAGGGAAAUACACUAUAUAUACAAAAGUAUGUGGACACCCCUUCAAAUUAGUGGAUUCUGCUAUUUCAGCCACACCCAUUGCUGACAGGGGUAUAAAAUCGAGCACACAGCCAUGCAAUCCCAUAGACAAACAUUGGCAGUAGAAUGGCCUUACUGAAGAGCUCAGUGACUUUCAACGUGGCACCAUCAUAGGAUGCCACCUUUCCAACAACUCAGUUCGUCAGAUGUCUGCCCUGCUGAGCUGCCCCGGUCAACUGUAAGUGCUGUUAUUGUGAAGUGGAAACAUCUAAGAGCAACAACUGCUCAGCUGAGAAGUGGUAGGCCACACAAGCUCACAGAACGGGACUGCCGAGUGCUGAAGCACGUAGCGCGAAAAGAUCGUCUGUCCUCGGUUGCAACACUCACUACCGAGUUCCAAACUGCCUCUGUAAGCAACGUCAGCACAAGAACUGUUCGUCGGGAGCUUCAUGAGAUGGGUUUCCAUGGCCGAGCAGCCGCACAUAAGCCUAAAAUCACCAUGCGCAAUGCCAAGCGUCAUCUGGAGUGGUGUAAAGCUCGCCGCAAUUGGACUCUGGAGCAGUGGAAACACGUUCUCUGGAGUGAUGAAUCACGCUUCACGAUCUGGCAAUCCGACGGACAAAUCUGGGUUUGGCGGAUGCCAGAAGAACACUACCUGCCCCGAUGUAUAGUGCCAACUGUAAAGUUUGGUGGAGCAGGAAUAAUGGUCUGGGGCUGUUUUUCAUUGUUCGGGCUCUUAGUUCCAGUGAAGGGAAAUCUUAACGCUACAGCAUACAAUUACAUUUUAGAUGAUUCUGUACUUCCAACUUUGUGCCAACAGUUUGGGGAAGGCCCUUUCAUGUUUCAGCAUGACAAUGCCCCCGUGCAUAAAGCGAGGUCCAUACAGAAAUGGUUUGUUGAGAUCAUGGUGGAAGAACUUGACUGGCCUGCACAGAGCCCUGACCUCAAGCCCAUCGAACACCUUUGGGAUGAAUUGGAACGCCGACUGUGAACCAGGCCUAAUCACCCAACAUCAGUGCCCGACCUCACUAAUGCUCUUGUGGCUGAAUGGAAGCAAGUCCCCGCAGCAAUGUUCCAACAUCUAGUGGAAAGCCUUCCCAGAAGAGUGGAGGAUGUUAUAACAGCAAAGGGGGGACCAACUCCAUAUUAAUGCUCAUGAUUUUGGAAUGAUGUUUGACGAGCAUGUGUCCACAUACUUUUGGUCAUGUAGUGUACAUAAGACAGUCAGUGUUUUCUUGCCAGUGAUCCCUCUACUGGUGGCAUCAUUGAAAAAAUGUUAAUGCACUGUGGCAGUUUGAGCAGAACGUGUACUAACUAUAGAGAAUUAUUCAGGACUGUGUCUCAUCAAAGCAUAGGUCAGCCUUCCCUGCCUGCCUGUGUUUGUCUGACUGUUGACUGUGUAUCUGUAUGACUGUGCAACAACAGAGCCUCAGAACAUAUUUUUUAACUGUGUAAAUGCCUUGAAGGCUGAAGCCCCUGGACAUUGAGUUCAUGAAGCGUCUCCAUGACAAAGUCAACGUGAUCCCUCUCAUCGCCAAGGCAGACACUCUGACACCUGAGGAAUGCCAGCUGUUCAAGAAACAGGUGUGUGUGUGUUCAUUAUUUGUGUUUGCACAAACACAACAUGUGUACCGGUAUGUGUGUGGCAAUUACUCAUGUCAUUUUCACCUUCAACUCAGAUCAUGAAGGAAAUCCAAGAACACAAGAUCAAGAUCUACGAGUUUCCCGACACAGAGGACGAUGAGGACAGCAAGCUCAUCCGUAAGAUCAAGGUAGUGUACAAAGAGAGUGAGAGAGACUGAUACACUCAAUGGUAUCAGCCCACACUAGUCCCUAUCUGUCAUUGUUUAUUCCUGUCAGUUUGAUUAUCUAAUAGGUUGUCGAUACUGUACAGGCUCACUGAUUAACUGUCACUUCUCCCUCUGUCUCCCUGUGUGGCAGGAGCGGAUGCCUCUGGCAGUGGUUGGCAGCAAUGUGGUGAUCGAAGUGAAUGGCAAGAAGGUCAGAGGUCGUCAGUACCCAUGGGGCGUGGCAGAAGGUAGGUUCAGCAUGGGCCUGGCUGGGUUCUCUGUUCUCUGUCUGAGAUGAGACAGUGGCAUGGUAUUGUCUGUGGGUUGUUGUUCUGGAGAAUGUUAUUUAUUAAUGUCACUCACUGUGCCAUGCAAGUGGAUGAAGCACGGAAGUGUGGAGACCUAGUGUAGUAGGGAAAAUGUGCAUGGCCUCCCAGGAAACACACCCCAGAUAGUGUGUCUGACAGGGAUUCUGGAAAAGGGGGACAGGGUUCUUCUACUAGGGUAUCAUGGUCUCUCUGGCAGUAAACACUGUACUGUACCACCCCAGGGACUUCAGAGAGAGAGACUGUGUCACCCCUUUUUUCACCAUUGGCCACAAUGAAUCGUUGUUGUUCUCCACUUGAUUUUAUUUUGUUUAAGUCCCCUGAAAUACAUUUUUAUUUUAUUUUGUUUAAGUCCCCUGAAAUACAUUUUUAUUUUAUUUUCAAGUGUUGCUCUGUGGUUGACCGUUUAUCAGUCUUUCACUUUUUCAUUCUUUCUUUUCUCUUUUUUCUUUCUGUCUAUUCUUUUCCAUGACUGACAGAGGGCAUUUUUGGUAAACAAAACCAUCUCUUACAUUUGAUACCACUCUCCCUCAGGCUUUCCUCCCCUCUUUACCUUUUUGUUGCUGUGGCAUUAGGUUGAUGGUCAAAGUGGAGCUCUUACUAAUUGAGAAACCUAUAGGAUGUUCAGUGCUGACGCUUCUCCUAGAAUAGAGCAACAUCACCCUCUAACUCAUGUUUAUAGGUGCCUGAUUAUCUUAAAGGGAUACUUUGGGAUUUUGGCAAUGAGACCCUUUAUCUACUUCUCCUGAGUCAGAUGAACUUGUGGAUACCAUUUUUAUGUCUCUGUGUCCAGUAUGUGGCCAUUGUGUGGCCACAUACUGGACUAACGUUAGCACAAUGGCUAGAAGUCUAUGGCUAGAAGUCUACUGGACUAACGUUAGCACAAUGGCUAGAAGUCUAUGGCUAGAAGUCUACUGGACUAACGUUAGCACAAUGGCUAGAAGUCUAUGGAUAGAAGUCUACUGGACUAACGUUAGCACAAUGGCUAGAAGUCUAUGGAUAGAAGUCUACUGGACUAACGUUAGCACAAUGGCUAGAAGUCUAUGGAUAGAAGUCUACUGGACUAACGUUAGCACAAUGGCUAGAAGUCUAUGGAUAGAAGUCUACUGGACUAACGUUAGCACAAUGGCUAGAAGUCUAUGGGUAUCUACUAACAUGCUAGCAGAUACCCAUAGACUUCCAGCCAUUGUGCUAAUGCUAGUUAGCAUUGGCUUGCAAAACUACCUCUAACCUUCUUCAUACUGGACACAGAGACAUAAAAAUGGUAUCCACAAGUUCAUCUGACUCAGGAGAAGUAGAUAAAGGGCCUCAUUGCCAAAAUCCCAAAGUAUCCCUUUAAUAUUAAAAGUCAUACCUUUUCCAGAACUGCAUGAUCUACCUUUAUUUGUUUUAGCCAUCAUUUGGCCACUCAUAAACACUCAAUUGUAGACCUGUUAAGAGAUACACUACCGUUCAAAAGUUUUGGGUCACUUAGAAAUGUCAUUGUUUUUGAAAGAAAAGCAAUUUUUUUGUCCAUUAAAAUAACAUCAAACUGAUCAGAAAUACAGUGUAGACAUUGUUAAUGUAGUAAAUGGAUAUCUACAUAGGCGUACAGAGGCCCAUUAUCAGCAACCAUCAGUCCUGUGUUCCAAUGGCACGUUGUGUUUGCUAAUCCAAGUUUAUCAUUUUAAAAGGCUAAUUGAUCAUUAGAAAACCCUUUUGCAAUUAUGUUAGCACAGCUGAAAACUGUUGUGCUGAUUAAAGAAGCAAUAAAACUGGCCUUCUUGAGACUAGUUGAGUAUCUGGAGCAUCAGCAGUUGUGGGUUCGAUUACAGAAUCAAAAUGGCCAGAAACAAAUAACUUUCUUCUGAAACUCGUUAGUCUAUUCUUGUUCUGAGAAAUGAAGGCUAUUCCAUGCGAGAAGUUGGCAAGAAACUGAAGAUCUCGUACAACGCUGUGUACUACUCCCUUCAUAGAACAGUGCAAACUGGCUCUAACCAGAAUAGAAAGAGGAGUGGGAUGCCCCGGUGCACAACUGAGCAAGAGGACAAAUACAUUAGUGUCUAGUUUGAGAAACAGACACCUUACAGGUCCUCAACUGGCAGCUUCAUUAAAUAGUACCCGCAAAACACCAGUCUCAACGUCAACAGUGAAGAGGCGACUCCGGGAUGCUGACCUUCUAGGCAGAGUUGCAAAGAAAAAGCCAUAUCUCAGACUGGCCAAUUAAAAUAAAAGAUUAAGAUGGGCAAAAGAACACAGACACUGGACAGAGGACGAUUGGAAAAAAGUGUUAUGGACAGACAAAUCGAAGUUUGAGGUGUUCGGAUCACAAAGAAUAACAUUUGUGAGACGCAGACCAAAUGAAAAGAUGCUGGAGGAGUGCUUGAUGCCAUCUGUCAACCAUGGUGGAGGCAAUGUGAUGGUCUGGGGGUGCUUUGGUGGUGGUAAAGUGGGAGAUUUGUACAGGGUAAAAGGGAUCUUGAAGAAGGAAGGCUAUCACUCCAUUUUGCAAUGCCAUGCCAUACCCUGUGGACGGGUAUUUUCUCCUAUUUUUCCUCCUACAACAGGACAAUGACCCAAAGCACAGAUCCAAACUAUGCAAGAACUAUUUAGGGAAGAAGCAGUCAGCUGGUAUUCUGUCUAUAAUGGUAUGGCCAGCACAGUCACCGGAUCUCAACCCUAUUGAGCUGUUGUGGGAGCAGCUUGACCGUAUGGUACGUAAGUAGUGCCCAUCAAGCCAAUCCAACUUGUGGGAGGUGCUUCAGGAAGCAUGGGGUGAAAUCUCUUCAGAUUACCUCAACAAAUUGACAACUAGAAUGCCAAAGGUCUGCAAGGCUGUAAUUGCUGCAAAUGGAGGAUUCUUUGACGAAAGCAAAGUUUGAAGGACACAAUUAUUAUUUCUAUUAAAAAUCAUUAUUUCUAACCUUGUCAAUGACUACAUUUCCUAUUCAUUUUGCUAUAUUUCCUAUUCAAACUCAUUUCAUGUAUGUUUUCAUGGAAAACAAGUUCAUUUCUAAGUGACCCCAAACUUUUGAACGGUAGUGUACAUUCGCACAAACUUAUUGUAUACAUAAUAUGUGAACAUAUACAUAUUUUGCAUGCAUGCUCUACAAACAUUAACUUACGUAUAUAUACUCUGUUGCUCUAAAUCCUUGCACCAUGAUGCUGUUUGCUGGCACUCCCUCCCUGUUGUUCCCACAGGGGGUUGAUCACACAUACGCCAUUGUAUAUUGAUUCAUGGAGCAUUUUACAAUAAGUUCCUUCCUGGUCACACAUACUCCAUUGUAUAUUGAUUCAUAGAGCAUUUUACAAUAAGUUCCUUGUCAUGGGAUAAGACAUUUUUCACUGUUCUUGGCUCAUUCAAUGGAAAUCUCCAUGCAGGUAUCAUAAUCUAACAAUCAUUAGUAGCUAAAGCACUCGGGCUUAAAACUCCUGAUGGGCAGCUGACCCGAUGCAAGAGCAGUAAUCUUGCUCUCAAUGUUGCUCUGUUGUUGUUUUAACGUCAGAGCACUGAAAAAAGUGAGGAGGCAACAACCAUUCAUUCCAGCGUACAUCAGGAGUUUUCAGCCAAUCGGCCGAGGGUGUAUCUUUCCAUUAGAGCUACAACCCUGCUUUAUUGUGUCCCUAUGACCCUGUGACCCCACCUCAACCAAACCCUCCUCCUCUCCUGUCCCAUCACUGAGGCUGGCCCGCCCUGCCAGCCCUCAUUCCCCCUCAUGUAACCCCUCGUUCAGUAGACAGUCAGGGUGGACAGACACGGGUUACGGGGGUCACCUGGGCAGGACCUGGGCACCUGUGUGCCCUCCCCUCCCUCCCGUCAGAAGUCACUCAGGUAGGUGACAGCAGGGGCUCUAUGCAUGCACCUCACGGGUAAGGUGACCACCUCCUCGUCCUCUUCCUGAGAUCCACAGCUGACAGCGUGAUGCACGUUAGGCUUAGCCCCAGAUAAGGUGGGGCCUGAGGGAGAGGAGCUAUGUAGUAAAGGAGCCAUGUUGAUCAAGAGAGAGGAGAAAUCCACAUCCUCAGCAGCAGCACAGUGUCUCUGCGGUCCUUUUCCAGAAUCCCAUGUGAUCUUUUAACCAUGUAUGUGUUUGACCAGAGAGACUGACUGGCUAUCUAAUCAGCUGAAAUGUAUGGCUUAGAGCAGUGGUCUGUCUGGUCCGUGACAUGUUUGUCUGUCGGUCUGUUGACUACUCUAUGUACUGUAUACUACUGAAUGUGUGUGUUUGAGCAGUGGUCCAGUGAAAUGUGUCUCUGUCUUAGUGAUAGUUUUAACCGUGUCUUUGUGUAAACAAUAAUGUGUCUGCUCAGUGAACAGUCUGACUGUCUGAGCAUGGGUCAUUUUGGCCAAUGACUUUGUGAGUUGACUGUGUCUGUGUGUUUGACUACCUAACAGUCUCAUCAGGUAAUUACCUGUGAUAAGAGUGUAGACUAGACUAGCUGAGCGACCCUGUGCUUUUUGGCUCCGUGAGUAGAAAUUGUCCCUUUGAUCCGAGAGCCUUGGUAAUGUUGUUGUACCCCAAUUACUGGGAAUUCUGGGAACUGGUGUGUAUUCUACCAGUACACAAUAGACACAAUAAUGAUGGAUGGCGAUGUGGUGAGAUAUAUCUCUGUGGGUCUCUGACAUCUCUCUCUCUCUUCCUGUUUCAGUGGAGAACGGGGAGCACUGUGACUUCACUGUCUUACGGAACAUGCUGAUCAGGUGAGAAACAGAGGAUACAUGUCAAUCUUUUUAUUCAUCCAUUAUUGUCAAAGUGAUUAUACCAAAGUAUUUACAGUGAUAUAAUUAUUAGAGACAUAACUUCCCCAAUUCUCUCCUGUAGGACCCAUAUGCAAGAUCUGAAGGAUGUGACCAACAACGUCCACUAUGAGAACUACCGCAGCAAAAAGCUUGCUGCCGUAACUUGCAAUGGAGGAGUGGACACCAGCAAGACCAAGAACCAAAUGACCAGGUAGGAGAGAUACAUUAAUGAUCAGAGGAAAUACCACAGAUCUGAUAUGUUGAAUAGUAAUCAGACAGACUGAGAAAUAAUCUAAAAUAUGCUGUAAAGCUUAUUUCAUAGAUUAACCUGACAUUUGAGUCAUUGUCAUACUGUCAUUAAGCGACAGUGACAAGACUGUAUUAGUUGUGAUGUGCUUCAGUAAUCACUGGUCACUGUUAGUGAUUCUUGAUGUUUGGUCCCUCACCUUUGACCUGUAGGAGCCCCCUGGCCCAGAUGGAGGAGGAGCGGAGGGAACAUGUCAUGAAGAUGAAGAAGAUGGAAACAGAGAUGGAGCAAGUGUUCGAGAUGAAGGUCAAGGAGAAGAAACAGAAACUGAAGGACUCUGAGGCAGAGGUGUGUGUAUGUGUGUGUGGGCAUGUGGACCAAUAGGGAGACAUAAGGACAGGAGAUGUAGAGAGCCUCAGUCCAUUUGGGUGCGCAUCUGUGUCUGUUUUAUUCACGAGUAACACAUUUGCCACCCUUCUCAGCUGGAGCGACGCCAUGAGCAGAUGAAAAAGAACUUGGAGGCUCAGUAUAAGGAACUGGAGGAGAAGAGGCGCCACUAUGAGGAGGAAAGGUCAAACUGGGAGGCACAGCAACGUAUACUGGAGCAGCAGAAACUUGAUGCUUCUAAGUGAGUGGCUGAAAUAUUUACUCAUCCUUGCUCUUUUUCUCUCAGACAAACAUAUAGUACGUUUUGUCUAUUUCUCUCAAUGUAAUGCAACUCUGAAAUAUUAAAUAUAAUAUUCAAUAAUUCCCUUUUCUCUUUGUCUCUUUUUACAGGACCAUGGAAAAGAACAAAAAGAAAGGAAAAAUAUUU